Triplophysa dalaica is the source of this 2544-nucleotide messenger RNA. RefSeq names its product FOS like 1, AP-1 transcription factor subunit a (gene fosl1a). Gene Ontology annotation, cellular component: nucleus. Gene Ontology annotation, biological process: regulation of transcription by RNA polymerase II. Bases 340 to 1386 code for a protein of 348 amino acids. The transcript is spliced from 4 exons. Lineage: Eukaryota; Metazoa; Chordata; Actinopteri; Cypriniformes; Nemacheilidae. The record is from RefSeq and is a predicted model, not a curated record. Gene Ontology annotation, molecular function: DNA-binding transcription factor activity, RNA polymerase II-specific; RNA polymerase II cis-regulatory region sequence-specific DNA binding.
UUUAUAUUCUCGAGAAGACUGGAAACCAACAGUCUUGUUGUGUCGUAGAAGUUAAUUUAACAAAUGAUAAAAAUUUAUUUGAACAUGUUCUCAGUAGUUGUACGCAAUGCGAACGUGGACAGUUACUUCUAAACUCCCCUAAGCGCUCCGUGGUGGAUUCUACCGUUUUCCCGCAACAAGGUGGAUUUUCAACUCGCUUUUGAAUUUAGCUUGAGCUGUCAUUGAUAUAAGGACGAAGGCUCGGUGGCGAAAGCAGACGCAGUUAAGGAACAGUAACCCAGAGAGUUACAGAUUUCGUCAACUCACUGUUGUUGGAUUAUUGAACGGUUAACGGCAUACAUGUACAACUACGGAAAUCUAGGCAGAGGAAUCGACCGGACCUUCCCAGAUAACAGCUCUGGAUCAGGAUCGAGCUCUGCGUCCGUCACUAGGUCAACCUCUGUGACAUCUCAACAACAACAGCAGAAGUAUUCUGUGGCAGGAUCCAGUCAUUUUGUGCCCAGUCUCAAUGCUAUAACUUCAAACCAGGACCUUCAAUGGAUGCUUCAGCCCUCUCUUAUGGGCACCCCGGGGCCAUCCAGGGGACUGCGACCCUCUUACCCCCUUCCACCAAGAGUACCAUCCAUGAAUCCUCAACCCACCCAUUCACAUCUAUCCCGACCAGGUGUUAUAAGAGCACCUAUAGGGAUUGGAAGCUCAACACAAAGCAGACCUGAUGACCAUCUAUCUCACGAGGAGCUUGAGAGGCGCAGAAUUAGAAGAGAACGAAACAAAAUGGCUGCGGCCAAGUGCAGGAAUCGUCGACGGGAACUGACCGACACAUUGCAGAGUGAAACUGACCAGCUGGAGGAUGAAAAAUCACAUCUGCAGAAGGAGAUCGAUAAUCUUCAGAAGGAAAAAGAGAAGCUAGAAUUGGUACUCGAGGCCCACAGACCCAUCUGCAAAGUCCAGGACUCGGACUCUGAUUCUGACUGCAACGCUGACCUCCCUGGCCUUAGUGGAAUCAAGAUCGAGCCCGUGGACCCAGAUCUUCCCGGACCUUCUGGAAAAUCAAAAAGUCACAUUAAGCCUUAUAAACCCAAGCCCAAAAUAACCAUCCCGCCUCCACCUUCUGUUGCCAGCGCACCCAUGGAAUCUGAGCCUCUUCAUACCCCUAUCCUCAUCUCUACUCCUUCUCUUACUCCUUUUACAGCCAGUCUGAUGUUCAGCUAUCCCUCUUCUUCACUAGAUACCAGCUCUGCCGCUUCAUCUCACAUAUCUGCCUCUCAGCAAGGUAUCAGCCACACUCAAAACCCGCAGCCGUGUAGCAUUGCUCACCGUCGUAGCAGCAGCAGUGGCGAUCAGUCAGAUCAUUCUCUUAAUUCACCAACCAUCCUCACCCUUUGAUAACUCAUCUGCUACAUGUGAAACAAGUGUUUUAGUUGUCCAUAAGUGUCCUUACUGGCUAACUAAGUACAACAAUUAAUGAUUGAACGGUAUUGUGUUUGAUUUCAAUAAUAGGAAUAAUGAACACAAAUGCAAUAUAAGAGGCGCACAUAAGUUAAAUGUAAAACGUAUCUUGUGAAAGAAUGAUCUGACCAAUGGCGGAUGGAGAGAAUUGCCAGGAAGCUUGGUUUGGUGAUGAUAGUGGCGGAGAAAUUUUCCUCUUAACCUUUCAGACAUGAAUAUGUUUUGUAAAGUUAGAUGUGAAGGAAUGUUUCAUGUGGUGUGAAAGACUGAAAGCAUUUCAUCACUGUCCUGUUAUGUAACACAGGAAGAAUGACUGACUUUAAAGGCCUUAAAAUUUGACUGUAUUAGCAUUCAUAAUAGUAUUAUUGGAAUAUCCAUUUACUUCACAUAUUUAUUUCAUAUAGAUUGGUGGUGGUACUGUUCCAGUAAAAUGUCUGGCCUGGAAGUAAGCUGUUUAGUGUUUGCUGUGGGAACUAGUUAGUUUUUGUAAGCACAAUCCAGAUCUAUCAGUAUCCGUCUCUUCAGGAAGGGAUGUGAUUUGUGUACUUUGGCUAAGCAGAAGUGUGUUCCAAACAGAAAGUUAUUUAUUGUUUUUUACAAAUAAAGAAAUGGCAGAGCCACAAUUAGAGACAGUAUAAUAGUAUAAACAGAAUAAAAUUAUUUUUGUUUUGUUACUCAAUGUUUUUAAAUAAUACGAAGUUAUACAUAUUGUUAAUAAGCUAGUUCUAAUGAAACUGCAGGGAAACUGCACUCUACCUGUUUUCAACAUAACACUGGGAAUGUGCACUUCAAUGAGUUUCCCGUUACACUGGUUGCAUAGUUACAUGUUAACUGAAAAUGUUACUCCACAUCACAGUACAGCAAAGUUGUAUUAUGUUCACAGGCCAGUAUAGGUAAUCUAUUAAGAUCUACACUUUAUGCUAAACAAAGUACACUUUGUUAGACUCUACCAAGGCUUGACCACAAAGUAUAGAUUUGUAUUUAUUUUUGAAAACAGUGUAUUUUUUAAAUGAUACUUUAUACUGAUAUGUUUGUUCUUUCAUAUUGAGGACUGUUUCAUGCUAUUUAUUGUCUAAUAAACAGUCACUGAAAGUA